AUGUCUCAGGAGGGGAUAGAAGACUAUUUGUCUGUCACCUGUACUCAAGGAGAAGUGGACAGACAAGUAGGCAAAAAUGGAGUGGGGGACCCAAGUGGUGGAAACAUAGGGGUAAGCUACUCAAGUGGAGGGAGAUACAAACAAAAGUCAGGAGGAGGGAGACACAAUCAGAGUAUAAGACAACAAACUGCAGUGACAACCGUGCUUAGAGUGCCUCUUUAAAUUUAACAAUUCCAGAUGUGUUCUAAUGGGCAACUCUGCCCCAAAUACCACAUACCCUAGGUACAUUUUAUGACCACUGGUCUGGAGAGAUAAGAAGGACUUUAUGAGAACAUUGUUGGCAACUUCAGAAAUUAGCUUCAUAAUAUAUUACUGACAUUUUACGUGUAACUUUUAUAACAGUACCUUGCCCCAAUUCCAGUGAACGCAUUAUAAUUACAAUCCCCCUUUCAAGGUACACGUUAGUAGAAAAACAUAUUGUUGUUUUUAUAUAGACACUGAAAAGGCAUUUACAAGUACUUCAUAUUCAUAUAGGAAUUUAGUCUUCCACUCCCUCCUGAAAUGGUUUUGUAGACUACUUGUAAAUAAACAUAAUUUUAACCCCUUAAGGACACAUGACAUGUGUGACAUGUCAUGAUUCCCUUUUAUUCCAGAAGUUUGGUCCUUAAAGGGUUAAAGAAUAUGGGAUUACUUUAGAGGCUCCCUCCUCUUUUUCUACACAUAUGUUUAAAACCAUAAUGCAUUCAUUAUCAUUUCUAUUUUAUUCUCUCUCUCUCGUUUAUUUUAGGGUACUCUUCACCAAAUGAAUGGAGUUGAUGUUCUUGCUCAGGUAAAAUUAAGACAAACUAAUUUUCACUGACAUUAAUCAUGAAUUACCAUUAUUUAAGUUUGCCAGAUCAAAGUUUCCAUUGUUAUAUGGUAACUGAACAACCCAGGGCUGUAUUUCCUAGAAAACAAUUCCAGCAAAUCAGAUGAAAUUUCACCCAUGAAACACUUACCUCCACUUGUCCUAACACCCUGGUCUUCAUUCUGAAUAAAACCAAAUUCUUCUGCCAGGGUUCUAUUCUAUAAUUUAUCAUUGUCCUGGAUAAACUACAAAUGGUGGUCGUUAGUGAUGUCCCGAACGGUUCGCGAACGGUUCGCCGCGGACUCAUCAUUCCAGCCAAUCAGCAGCAGACCCUCCCUCCCAGACCCUCCCACCUCCUGGACAGCAUCCAUUUUGAAGCUGCAUUCUUAGUGAGCUGUCCAGGAGGUGGGAGGGUCUGGGAGGGAGGGUCUGCUGCUGAUUAGCUGGAAUGAUGAGUCCGCGGCGAACCGUUUGCGGUGAACCGUUCGCAAACCGUUCGGGACAUCACUAGUGGUCGUUCCUUUGUCUUACUCAUCAAAUUUUGUAGUUAAAACUUCUUGGCUGCACUCUAGCAGCUAGGAAAGGUCAAAGAAGAAAAGCAGAACAUUCUGCAAUAUAGGAUUUUAAUUUUUUUUAAUCAAACACAUUUUUGCCUUAUUGUCCUUAAAAGUUAAAAAGGUAGAAUUAUUAACAUACCGGAUAAAAGCAUUUAUAACUAUAGAUAAGUAAACAGUCAUGAAUCAGCUCGUUGUGGGCAUUCCAUUGUAGGUGUUCUAUUGGCACAAAAAACCUGAAUCCAGAAAGCAAACGUGUUUUUUAAACAAAACCAGAAGCCAGAUUCUACAAAUACUUCAGUGUGUGUUUAGGCAAUCAACACCUACGCUACAUAUAUUUAGCGGUGAGAAAGUCUCUCAAAGAAAGUGUUAUUUAAUAAUGUUUAUUUAUAAAUGUGUCUAAAGAAAACCUACAGUUCAAAACAUCAUCUAGAAAGAAUAGCAUUUUAACCAUUGAUACACCAUGUAAUAUAUCUCAGAUCUCUUUUUUGACUUUGAUUACCAUGUAACAAAUAAAUUGACGCCUCAUCCGCUAACAAGAUAUACUCAUUUAAAAUUUUCUUCUGCUCAAGUUACCUUGCCCUUUGUGUAAAUGUUUCACCCCUCAGAGAAACAAUUUUGUUAGGUUAUUACAUAAAGAAACAAGAACUCGUGGAGAUAAUGAAUAAUCAUGAAAUAAAACACCCACAUGAACGAGGGAUAACCCCUAAACAGUCAAAAGACUUAGCUCAUGGCAGAAUAUCAAAAUGCCCUACCUAAACCAAAGUAAAUACUAAUUAAAGAUAAAAAAUAUAUAUAUAUAUAUAUAUAUAUAUAUAUAUAUAUAUAUAUAUAUAUAUAUAUAAAAGAAUAAACUUUAUUAUUACUAACAAAUUCCACACAACACAUAAUUUCCUUAACAUUAUGAUGGGAUAUAUCCUAGUACACUUAAAAUAAUUUUAGGUACUAAGCACUAAGAUGUGUACUUUGGGUUGAAUCCCACAUAAGCUACAGUGUUGUGCAUAUAUUGCUACAAAAAUACAACGAUCUGAGACUCACAGAAUAAAUUUAAAUACAGUAAUCUAUGAAGUAGAGACAAUUGCCCUAUGUAGCUAAAUUUGACUAAAUUAGGUAGGAGAGCUCAGGGGCAGCUGCGCUUAAGGGGGAACACAAACUAUAUGAAGUUUAGAAUAGUAAAAAAAGAGGAACAUUUUAAUAACUAGAAAAGACCACUAAGUAGACAUGUACACAUAUCACUCCCUAAUUAAGUCCCUAGAGUGCCUUAGAGGGCACCUUGCUGCAAACUAACAUUGCAGCGAUGUACCUAAAAGUCCAUAGGUAACAGCAGAUCUAGCAAGGACUCCCUUCCGAGAAUAAACAAUUAAAAUGAGCUGUUAUUUCUGCAUCCCUAGAUAAAUACUUAGUUCAAAAAUCUGGUCAGAAGUAUUUGUAAACAAAAGACAGGAAUGCGGUCCGUGCCCACAUUUCUAGGUUAGGCCUCUAAUUUUGUUCCUCUGCAUCUCCUCGUUGGGUCUGAGUCCACCCAUCUUCCCAUACACUGUGACUGAAGCAACUAUUAUCGGUCAACUUUUAUGGCUGGAGUUUAGCAGAAAGGGGUGGGACGACUCUGUGCACACUAAUGGGACUUCUUGCAGACUUCAUGUAGUCCAAUCAUGUUAUGUAAGAUAAUCCACCCCAAAAAAAUAAAAAUAAGUCAAGUGGGGGGGAGAGCGGUGUGGGAGGGAGGAGGGUGAGGGGGGUGGUAGAGCUAAGCAAACCUUUUGUGUAUACAGUUUAAAUAUUUGCCAACCAAAUUAUGUUAGCCAAAAUAUUAAUAACUACAUGUAGCUACAAGUACAAAAUAUAGGUAAAAAUGGUAGCAUUGUUAUAGUAAAUAAAUAAUAUAGUAACAAAAGUGAAAUAAAUACAGUUGAGUACCUUCCAAAUUUAAAUCUGUACUUUAAAGUUGCAAUAAGAGGUAGACAUGAAGUGGCUUUGUUUCAGUUGGUUUGUGGAAUUGUACAACUAAUAUUUUUAUUAUUAAUUAUAAAACAUCCAACCUUUCUGCAGUGCUGGGUUCACAAGACAUCCUAGUAAAUUCAUCAACUUUUUAAAAAAACUAAUAAGAAACAAUAGGUAAUGAUGGACCUGCUCAUAUAAGCUUACAAUUCACUGUUUAGCAAAUAAAAAAAUAAUAAAUAAAAAAAUAUCCUUAGUCAGAAAUUUUCCCAAAGACAGUAAUUGUAUUGGGUUAAUGCAUAUUAUCCUCAUAUUUGUUAGGAACCAGUCACCUUUAACCCCUUAAGGAGACAUGACAUGUGUGAUAUGUCAUGAUUCCCUUUUAUUCCAGAAGUUUGGUCCUUAAGGGGUUAAAGGCAUACUGUAGGCAUCAAAACAUCUGUAGCUUAAUGAAGCAGUUUUUGUGUAUGAAUCAUGCCCCUGCAGUCUUACUACUCAAGUCACUGUCAUUUAAGAGUCAAAUCACUUUUGUUUCUGAUUAUGCAGUUCUAGCCACACCUCCACAUGACACAACCUGCAUCAAAAAAGUUUCACUUUCAGUCAGAUGUUAACUUUCGUUAGAAGUUUUUAUCUCCACUCCUGUAAAUUAAACUUUAAUCACACACAGGAGGCUCCAGGAGGCUAGUAAUAGAACAAGAUUAAUACUUCUAGUUUAAACAGACUGUGCAAUAAAAUAACCUAGAAUAUCUAAGUUCUGUUUCACGAAAUGUUUAGAAAGGCUGUGCAAGUCACAUGCAGGGAGAAGUGACUAGAGCUGUAAAAACAAAGCAAUUUAACUCCUAAGUGGAGUUAAAUGGAUCUAUACACCAAAACUGCUUCAUAAGCUAAUUUUGUUUUGGUGUAUAUAGUGUCCCUUUAAAGGUGGAUUUGCUUUUUUCCUCUUAAAUGACCUUGAGCAUGGCUUAUACCUCAUAGUAAUGGAACUAAACAUGUUAUGCUGUUUAAUCAUAAGCAGAUGCCCUGACAUUUUUUUCUUUAUACACAAUUGGAAUUUUAAGUUUACUAAUGUAAUGUUCCAGUGGAUUUUAUAAUUUUAAAUAUUAUCCUGAACCAAGGCCAGAUUAAGAGCCUAGUGGGCCUGGUUCUGACAAUUAUGAUGGGCCUAAUUACAGAAUCUUAUCUACCAAAAAUACUAUAACAGUCAUACCUCUCAAGAGUCAUGUAUCUGAUGGAGUUGGUGGGAAACUCAAAGGAUGCAGCGAUAGGAAAACAUAUACUCUGUGCUAAUCUCUUUAUCUAAUUUAUGCUUUCAUCUUUCAAGUAAAUCCAUACCCCCUAACAGCAGUGUCCAGUGAAGCAGGAAGUCAAUGGGCGGGGUCAAAGGGUGGGCCACUGACGCGAAUCACGUGACCAGAACUGCCAAAAGGGGCAAAAAUGCCCAAAAAAGGGGCAUGUCUGUCCAAAUAAUUGGAAGGCUAGCCUGGCAUUAGUGUCCCUAUGUAUCACAGUGUCAGUGUCCCCAUGUUGCCCAGUCCCCUAGUCUCCCAGUGUCUGUGUCCCUAUUUCUCCCAGUGUCCCCAUGUCUGUGUGUCCCGUGUCACUAGGAUACUAGGGGACACUGAGAGACACGGGGACACUGAGAGACCCGGGGACACUGAGACACUUGGGGACACUGGGAGACAUGAGGGCACUGAGACACAUGGGGACACUGGGAGACAUGGGGGCACUUGUGGAUACAGACAUGGGGACACUGGGAGACAUGGAGACACUGAGACAUUUGGGUACACUGGGAGAAAUGGGGUCACAUACACUAGGGACACAGAGACAUGGGGACACAGAAGCUAGGAGACAUGGGGACACAGACAUUUGUGGAAACUAAGACACUAAGGACACUGAGAGACAUGGGAACACAUACACUGGGAGACUUGGGGACACUGGGAGACAUGUGGACACAGACAUUUGGGGACACUCUGAGACAUGUGGACACUGAGAGACAUGGUGACACAGACACUGGGAGACUAGGGGACACUGGGAGUCAUGGGGACACUGUGACACUAGGGACUCUGGCUGGGAGACAUAGGGACACUGUGACACUGUGUCCCUAGUUUCUCCAUGUUCUAAUGUGUCUCCCCAUGUCUCACAGUGUCCCCUGGUGUCUCAGUGUCCCCAUGUUUCCCAGUGUCCCCAAGUGUCUCAGUGUCCCCACGUCUCUCAGUGUACCCUGGUGUCUCAGUGUCCCAAUAUGUCCCCUAGUGUUUCAGUGUCCCCAUGUCUCCCUGCUGUCUUUUCCCCCAUCCUUCACAUACCUGAGCUGUAGUCUGUCUCUGCAGGCUGGGAGCUGCUGUCUGGACUCUCUGUGCUCUGUAGCUGCUCCCCCGCAGAUCAGUGAGUAGAGAGAGGCAGGGAGAUGCUGUAAAUUCCUAUCCCUGCCUCUCUCCAUACAAAGUAACCCCUACUGACCGGUGCUGGUAUAGCAGAGUUAUCUCUGUUUAUUCUGAGAAAAAUAUUUGCAUUUGUAUUGCCGGUAUUACUGCAAUACUGUCAUGGCCAGGCAGUCCCAAAUACCGUCUGUGCCUUAAAAUACCAGUCAAGUGGCAAACCUAAGAGUAGUGUUUUUUUGUUUUUGUUUUUUAAUGGGCCUAUUCCAUGGGCCUGGGCCUGCAGCUCCAUCAGCCCCUAUGUUAAUCCGUCCCUGUCCUGAACUCGUGUGCAACUGUUCCUUGUAUUAUUUUAAAUAAUAAAUAAUUGUUGAUACAACAGGAUAUUUUCACACUUUGAAACGUUAAUGUCUCUAUUAAGAAUUGUGCAUCCACAUUGAGCUUUGUUAAGUCUGCUGUAAAUGAUAUCUCUGAUUUUAACCCUACAACUAAGGAAUGUAUCUCCAUAUAUAAAAACAGUGGCUAUAUAUAGGUAUUCAAGCAUUAUCUGUAAACAUUUGAUGGUGUGAUUAAUAAAUGAUAUAUGCUUGUUUAUGUAUGACACUAUGUAAUGCAGGGUCGGACAUCUCAGAUCUCAGAAAUGGUAGGAGUUGCAUCCUCUCUCCCUUUAGUGAUAUGUAGAGGAACAGGGGUAACAGAAGUAGUAUAAUUCUCUCUCCCCGGCUCUUCUUCGAACAUAUAUCUAAUGGGUGAGUGACUAAAUGAAGCACCUCCCAUGUCAGGGUCCUGGAGACACUCAUAAACCACUUGGUCUUCAGUAUAUUGGUUUAGAAUGAUAUCUCCAACACCCCUCGAUGGCAUGAUUUUCCCAUAACUCAUAUUUUAUUGCUUUUAUGUAUGUGUAUGUUAAAAACAAGCAAUCGAGUGUCCGAGUAAGCGCUAUGCAGCACAUUACAGAUGAUCACAGACACAAAGCACACAAUUGUGAGACUGAAGCGCCAUCUACAGGGAAUGUUAAGGAACAUUGCUAACAUGUUUUUAUACAAUUUUUCAGUUUAUGGAGACAACAUGUGAUACAUAUCUUUUAUAUGGAGAAGAGGAUUUUAAUGUUGACAAACUAGUCAAUUUGACUUGUAAGUAUCAAUUAUUUAAAAAAAACGAAUACAUUAUAAACUUAGCAAAUUAACUUGUGAUGUAUUUGUUGCUGGUGGUCACUUUUUUCAAAUUCCCCUUCAAAGACAUUGUGGUUUUUAUUUUCUUAUGAUUGCAUCACAUGCUGACCUGAAGUAACCAUUCUGAUUUACAUAUUUAUUCUAGACAGAUAUAGUAGAAGCCAUGCUUUUGUUACACAGUGAACUGUGUCAAAUGCAAACUAAUAUAAAGUCCACAAAGGCACCAAAUGAGUUUGACUGUCAUCCUUUCUGUUCUGUCACCCCCUCCUCCCCCCUCCCGUCGCCUCUAGCCCUUUUAAUGUCCGAAUAAAGUUUUCCAUUAACAUUACCUCCAGCCCUCCAGCCCUAUAUUUCAGGGCUCUCCUUACAGGGAUCCAGUGUGUACCGCUUAACUGCCUGUGGAGAAGGUGAUCCGAUGUCAUAGACUUUUGGAAUGUCAGUUGGAAUCCAGGCAUUAUUUAUCAGUCUUUGUGGAUAAUACAGAGCCUAUUCAUAUAGGUUUAUAGCAAUUUCCUGUUUAUUUGGUUUUGCAGAGGUUCCCUUAAAUGGACACUAUAGUCACCAGAACAACUACAGCUUAUUGAAUUUGCUCUGGUGAGUAGAAUCAUUACCUUCAGACUUUUUGCUGUAAACACUGUCUUUUCAGAGAAAAGACAGUGUUUACAUUACAUCCUAGUGAUAACUUCACUGGCCACUCCUUAGAUGGCUGUUAGAGAUCCUUCCUGGGUCAUGGCUGCCUAAAAUGCAUCCACACAUUCAGUAUCUCCUCCCUCUGCAUGCACACACUGAACUUUCCUCAUAGAGAUUCAGUGAUUCAAUUCAUCUCUAUGAGGAGAUGCUGAUUGGCCAGGGCUGUGUUUGAAUCAUGCUGGCUCUGCCCCUGAUCUGCCUCCUUGUCAGUCUCAGCCAAUCCUAUGGGGAAGCAUUGUGAUUGGAUCAGGCUACCACUUUUGAUGAUGUCAGCAGACUGCUUGUUUUUCUGAGUCUAACAGCAUGCAGAGUUACAGCUUCAGGCUUGAAUACAGUACGAUUUUUACUAUAUUUAUGGAGGCAUGAGGGGACCAGGGGGGCUAGAUGGUAGUGUUAACACUAUAGGGUCAGGAAUACAUGCUUGUGUUCCUGACCCUAUAGUGAUCCUUUAACUUGCAGCAAUUUGGGAAAUAGUUGUGAAAAUAAAAUAUAUUCCUUAAUCUCAAAGAAGACAUUUAAAAAAUAUAAAUAAUUCUGUGUUUUGUGUUUUAUUGACAAUAAAUCAAACCAAAGUGUAAGAAUAACAAUGUGUAAUAUGUUCUGCAAUCACUAAAUUCCCUUAAAUGUUGCAACUUAUCCAACUUUGAAGGCUUUUCUGCAACUAUCUAAGCAAGUGGUAUCAUUUUGCUUAUAUGAAGUAAACCUGCAGGCCUAAAAAGAAAUCCUAAGUACCCCAGCCUUGAGAAAGUGAUUUCUAUAGAUUUAAAUUCCAAAUGAUACGUGUAGACACUGAUAUUUGCCUGGGGUCUAGUGGGGCUGCUGUCAUCCUCAUGGUUUUCAGCUCCCUCAUGCACUGUUUAGUGAUGGUGGGGCCCAAAGUGACAUCAUAACCUAGCUUCCAGCAGCAAUGCAGAGCACACGAGGAGACAGUGUUGUAAAAGCACAGAGAUUAUAGCUUCCUCUUGCCUGGCUGCAGCCUCCCCCCAGACACUGUAUUUGGGCAGAGUAGGCACCUGUUAAGCACAGCCUUAGCGCACAGCCGGCCGCCUCUGCCUUAGUGCACAGCCGGCCACCUCCUGGGGGACCCUAAGGUGGCCAGCCGACCAGCUCUUGACCAGCUUUAGAGGCAUGUACCCCCUGGGAUAAGCAUGACAAACAUGGCAUUAGACAACAACUGCUUCAUUGUUUAACAAAUUACUUAAGCUAUGAAAGUUAGUGAAAAAACAAUAUGGACCCUCCAUGUAAGUUUUUUAUGCAUGUUUUGUUAUCAAUAAAUUGAAUGAAUUCAGUUAAAUUAAUCUUUUGCCUUUUCUUAUUUAGAUGCUGUGGUUUGUGUAAAAUAAAUAAAUAAAUAAAUAAAUAACAAAAUACAAUUAUAUUUUUGCAGAUAUUUUUCAAAAAUUGGCUGCUGUCAAAGACCAGAGGGAAUGGGUAAUAGCAAGUGGAGCACACACAGUAAGUGGACAUUAUCCAUUUACACCAACUAAAAUUUUAUUGAUGAUUUAUUAGGUGCAGAAUAGCAAAAUAAUGAAUAUGAUAUUGUAGCGCUAUCUGUUUGUACGUUGUACAGUUUUCUUCUGAAAUACCUUUCUGUAUUCUGUGUUAUUGAGUUUGACUUCAAGAGGUCAGCUUUUUCAUAAUUUAUUUUAAUGCAGACUUUUUUAAGUAUUAAUAGAUAGUGUAACAAAUAUUUGUGGUCAGGGAUAAAGGCAGAAGGUAUUCAAUAAGGUUUGAGCUAUACCAGCAAGCCAGGAAGUCUUGUCCGCAUGGUGGUCAGACUCCGCCCCAAGAUUUGCAUAUUUUAUGUUUUAAAAAAUGUCACAUGCCUCCCACCAAUUCUGUUUUUGUCAGGACAGCCCCAAUUUUCAGGUCCUGUCCCGCAUCCUGAUUUUGUUUCCUGUUGUCACACUUUGGAGACACCAGGGAAGUGUCCCAAAAAAAGCAGUUACGCCAACACUCAGGGCACUAGGAUUCUGCAGACAGCACUGAAACAGAGCACUGAGCCAGCCUGGGUGUACAUUCACACUAGACUGACUUGCCAGUAAGUCAGGCGCAUACACCCUCUUUCCUGGCAGGACCGACUGCUUUGGGCAGAGCCAGUGAUGCAAUUAUGUCCCUGGUUCUUUACAUUCUUCUAACCGGUAUCCCUGGGGUAUGUUUAUCUAUUUUCAUUAUUUGUGUAUUAUGUAAAGAAAAAAAAAAUAUAUAUAUAUAUAUAUAUAUAUAUAUAUAUAUAUAUUGUGGAUUGGAUUAGCCGUAUUAGUCCAGUAGGCAAGAUGCCAAAAUAGCAGAGUAUUGCAAUAUGCAAUGAUACCUUUUUUAUUGGACUAACAUAAGGGAGAGGAAAACUCUCGAAAGCUUGUCCAAUAAAAAAGGUAUCAUUGCAUUGUAUGAUUGUAUCAUUGAAUACUGCAAUACUCUGGUAUUUUAGCAUCUUAUUUACAUAUAUGUAUUUGAGUACGGGAACAUCUGCCGAGUCACACAAUAAAUAUUUACUUAUACCAGUAGAAUCAAGUCUGUUGUGGUGUGCCAAAACCGAGCAAUGGUGUAGGCCUAAAAAAGAGGACCCACCUAUUGAAUGGGAAUAAAAAAGGGAGAGGUGGGUAGGUUUCCAAAUCGUCGUCAGAAUGUCAGGAGGAAGCUGGGAGGAAGGGAUUAGAUAUUGGCAGGCAACCACUCCCACAAUUCCAGGCAUUCUGCCUUAUAUUUGUGUAUGAGAUCACCUAUAAAGUCAUAUGAUAAAUAAGUAAUGCUGCAGUAUAUAGAUACAGUUUACUUUUCAGUUUCGUAUUCAUGCUUUUAUUUUCAUCUGUACCAAUUGAUUACCACAUUUUUUGUAAAAAAAGAGGCACUGUUUUAAAUACGAAUAUUGAUCAAUAUAUACCUUAAAUAUGUUACUAUUAUAAAUGUGUAGAAAUGUUCAUUUAAACUAGAUUUCUUAGUUAUUGUGUUAAUUAUUAUACUUAAUAUAUGGCAUACAUUGUGCAUAAUAUAUUGCAUUUAGGUAAACAGUCAAACACACUUAAAAUGCUGCCACUGAAAUGACAUAUUAUGCAGGGCAACUGCGUAUAGGAGUAAUGUUUCUUUGUUCAUGAGAAUAUUUGUAAUUCAUAGAUAAACACUAGGUUAGGAUAAGUUACAUUUUUGGUAGAUUAGUUUUAGAGGUGGUUUAGAGGUGCCACAAGUGUCACUAGUGGGGCUCAGGACUCCCGACAUUAUUACACCCCCCUCCCCCACAGUACAACAGUUUCUGGUCAUCAUUGUAUGAAUGCUAUAAUGUAACUUUUAUAUUUUUAAUGCAACAUAAUUCUUACGUUGUUCUUAAUGACAGUAGGUUUUUAAAAUCAACUUUUAAAUGGGGACAUUUUUAAAAUGAAUCAUAAAAUAAUACUUUAUGCCAUUGUGUUUGAUGCAAUUUUAAAUUUCACUUUUAUUUUGUUUACAAUUAACAACAUAAAUAACAUGUACAUUCAUAAUUAUGACACCAAGCUUGGCUUCUAACUCAAACACUUUUAAAAAGAUAGAAAAUGUGAAUGCUCUGUUGAAACAUUUAUACUGAAUUAAAGGUUUCGAAACAAUUACAAUGAUACAUGAGCAUGCUAUAUUAUAUAUAUUAUAUAUAUAUAUAUAAAAUGCUAUAUUUAGCGCUCAUUGUUAUAGCGUGGCAUAGCCUAAUACGACAGAAAACAUAAUUUUGUCUAGUAAAAUGUAUUCAUAUUAAACUAAUUAUUACUUUACUUUUCUGACUGAUUUUAAAUAGUAAAAGAUGUUCACAUAAAACAUAUCAUUUCUUUUCUUUUCAGACUCUGGUAAAGUUAUUAGCUGCUAGAAACAGCAAUGUACUGCUGGGAGCUGUACUCGCUCUUACAAGUCUAGCAGAAAGGUGAGUUAACAAUAACAUAACAGAUAACAAGGAAUAUGCGAUUAGAAUUGUUUUUGGUUUCUUUGUAAUGUUGUAAUGUUUAAUCAGUGAUCAUAUUUUUUAUUAUGGAAGAAUGACAAAAGAAGACCAAGGAGCAAAAUAUUACCUCGAAUACUUCACCCUCUUGCAUUAUUUUGUCCACAACCACUUUGCUGGUCUAGUCCUUCUCAGACCUUCUCUCAUCCCUUUGUCGCUUUCAUAUCACUGCUCAGCUUUCCUCAUUACCCUUUCAGUGCGAUUCUUCUCCAUCCCAUCUCUUAUUGAACCCCAUUGUCUCUUCCAGACCCUCAUUUUCUUUUAGCAAACCCUAUGCUUUGUGUUCUUGUCAGUUCCUCCUGAACCUCUCAUUCCUCCUCUCGACCUUUAGGAACCUGCUUGUCCUUUCAGUCCUAUCUUUUUAUUUCCCUUCCAUCCUCUAAACAAAUCCCAUUCUCCUUUAAUGUUAUCAGUAACACAUGUCAACAAUCAACACUUUGGCCACAAUUUGGGCCUUUCACCAAUGCUUAUGAUAUAGAGCUGGUCACCAAGCAUCUGAAUUCACUGAUUAGAAGACCUGUGAGUGCACUCCUUUAUUUUGUAUUUAUCUAGGAUAUGAAUUGCACCCAGCCAAAUUAUUUGAAGUUUAAGGUAUAAUAUAUAUUUAUGCAUCAUGAUAUGGCAUAGUAAGAUAAUUCAGUUCAAAAUGAUAAGUUUGGGAUUAGAACAUGAAAGUGAGAAAAGGCAUAUGAGUAUAAAUUGAAAUAUUUAAAGGUAAAAUGGUCACUUUCAAUAGAAUUUACACCACUGAAUAACAUUUUAAAAUGCCAGUGCAAUUAUUGUGGAAAAAUAGAAACAUUAUGCAAUUUCUCAUAUUCUUUGUACGGUUUCUCUAUGCUAGGGGUGCCCAAAAGGUAGACCGCCAGAUGUUUUAAAACUAUAGUUUCCAUUAUGAUUAGUUAUUCUAACUACAUUCAUGCAAUGCAUCAAGGGAGUUGUAUUUUUGCAACAUCUGGGGAUCUACCUUUUGGGCACCCCUGCUUUAUGUCGACUGCCAGGUGCAAAGGACAGAGCGUGUAAAAAUAAUUUAAAAGGAAGCAAAGAUGGAGGCACCCAGUUGUAGGAUAAAGAGGUGUGCAGUCCUACAUUUAAUUUCAUUUUUUCACAUCUUACAAAUACAUAUUUGGCAAAUAUACAGAUAAGUAAAAAUAAUGUUAAGAAUUCUGAGAAGUGACAGUGUGAAGACACUGUUAAAGCAAGAAAAAAUAAAAAAAAAUUAAAAAAAUGCAUGUGGUAUGACAAAAGUGCAGUGGUAUGCCGACAGCAGGUGUUGGCUGACUACAUCCAGGGCUGGACUGGGGAUACAAAGCAGCCCUGGAAAAAUGUAUGCCAGCCCCAUAUAUUUUUUUUUUCUAAUUCAAAAUAUUGUUCCUUUCAUGGUAAAUAAUUUAAUUAUACAGUAAGCAAGUGCUGCUACUCCCUUGUCUGUGUCCCUCCAAGUCAAUGGUGCUACCAUCCGCUCUACCUCUAAGGCUUGCUGCCAAGGUGUUCUCUUUGACUCCGACCUCUCCUUCACCCCUCAUGUCCAAUCAAUUGCCAAAGGUGCUUGUCCAUGCUGCUGUCCUCUCUCGCCUUGACGACUGUAAUCCGCUUCUCAGUGGUCUUACGUGUUCCCAACUUGCUCUGUUACAGUCUUUAAUGAAUGCGGCGGCGAGGCCCGCACCUCCCAUGCCUCCCCCCUUUGUCAGUCUCUACAUUGACUUCCCGUAAGAUAUAGCACUCAAUUUAAGAUCCUGAUACUUGCUUGCAAAUCUCUACACAAUGCUGCUUCGACCUUCUUAUCCCCAGUAAUAAACAAAUGUCCCAUCUAGGCCCCUACGCUCUGCCGAAGACCUAAGUCUAACCUCUUCUAACUUCUCUAAGGCUGCACUGUUCUUAUGGAACGCCCUUCCCCACUCUGUUAGACUUUCACCCAAUCUCCACUCCUUCAAAAAAUCUUUGAAAACUUACUUUUUUAAGAAAGCAUAUCAAUUAAACUGUGAACAGCUUUCCCUCCCCGCACCAUGAUUCCUCUCCUGAAACUGUCAUCAAAACAAAACACUAAGCCCUCAAUAAAUACUAUUCUAGCAAACUACUCUUCUACCCUAUCCUUACCUUUUGUGUCACUAUACCCUACUCCCUCUAAGUUCAUUGAGCAGGGCCCUCAAUCCCUCUGUUCCUGUGUGUCCAACUCGUUUGGUUACAAAUACGUGUCUGUUAGUCCACCCAUUGUACAGCGCUAUGGAACUUGUUGGCGCUUUAUAAAUAAUUAUAAUAAUAAUAAUAUAGCCAUUAACAACUGCAAUAAAAAAAAACAAAAAAUGAGUCAAAUCUUUUCACAAUCUCCUUUCAUUGAUAAACAAAAAAAUUAUGUUAUGUAAUUAAAUUAUCCCCCAUGGAGAAAUAAUUUUUACACAAAAGCUACUUUAUUUUAAAAAAGUCAAGCAACUAAAGUUCAGUGCAUUCCAUGCAAUAAAUCACAGAUAUUGUAAACAUUGAGAUCUAUCGAUCUGUUUGUAUUUAUGUUGUCUUUUGGCCUUUGCAUGCUGCUGCGUCUUGCACAAUGUGGACUAAGAAGGAUAGUGCAUUCUUCAUAGAUGUUUAUUAUGUUUACAGUACAGAAUGUCGGGAGAAGAUCAGUGAGCUCAGUAUUGUUGAAAGCCUAAUGAUGAUACUGCACGAAUAUGAUCUACUAUCCAAAAGGUAUGUUUUUCAGAGAAAUGCUCAAGAAAUGUUAGAUUUAAAAGGUUAACCCUUUUAAAUUUAGUCACAAAUAGCUGUUAAAAAAGGUAAUGGAUAAUUCAUAAUGUCAAAAAAUUAAAUGUUAAAAUAUGGAAUAAAAUGUCCUACAUGCAGUAAAAGGUAGUAAUAAAAUGAUCCUCUUUGAGCGGCAUUUUGUUGACCAUUUCUCUGGGCAUCUAAAAUGCAACUGAAUCCAUGAUAUUUGCUCUACUUUGGUUACCUACAAGCCUAUGGCCUGCUAAUCUAAGCAACAUACAGAUCAAACUGGCAGUUGUGUUGUCCCAUAGAGACUCAGUCGGUGUGAUCCAUACCUGGAAGUAGGACUGCUCAGGAGACUGUCUAAUAGUGCCGGCAGGACUAGAGAUGGUGGAUUUGAUACCAGUGUGCUCCCGUAUCUUGUCAUAGAGGAGCAGUGACCUUCUUUUCUAUUUCUAUUUUUAUGUAUUUACACUAUAUACCAAGACUCAGGGUGUUAUAACAGGAGUCUCCAAAUAUGAGUAAUUAUAUACUGAAGACCGUUGUGCGCUCUUUGAAAUAGAUUUGACUGCUUUAUAUUUUAUACUGUUUUAUAUUUUUAAGGAACACGUGCAAUAAAUGUAUUUACAUUAAUUCUGUGUCACAAUUGGUCUAUUAUGGUGGCUCUUUGUGCAAGGUUCAAUACCUUUUUCUUUAUUUACAUGUGAGCAUAUUUGGUUACAUAUCUGGUGACAAAAUAUUAAAUCAUGGAGAGAACUCACGGGACUGUUUUUUUUUUAAAAAAAUGACAGAUUAUUACCAUUCAGUAGGUUGCUCUUCUUUAAGUAAGUUGUGUUUUCACUUAUCUAUUUUUUUCCAUAAAACUCAAACAUUCUAUUUAAGUUUGGAAGUGAACAGUUUUCAAUUAAACCAUACAGUAUAUAGAAAACAGGAACAGAAGCUGCAGGGGUCAAGGAAGAUUUAUGUAUGCAUUACAAAAAUGAAUUAGAUUGAUAACAUCUAUUUUUCCUACAUCUAGACUUGCAGCAGAACUGCUACGACUUCUUUGUUCUGAGUCAGACGUAAAAAAGCAAGUGAAGAUCUAUGAUGGUGUCCCUACUCUACUCAGUUUGCUGCACUCUGAUCAUCUAAAGUUGCUGCGGAGUGUUGUCUGGAUAUUGGUUCAAAUUUGUGAGGAUCCUGAAAUAAGUUUUGAAAUCCGAACAUGGGGAGGAAUCAAACAGCUACUCCAUAUAUUGAAAGGGUAUGUUCUGAAAUGUUAAUGUUUCAGAGAUGUUUAUCCAUGUCUACAUCAUGCUUGCUUGUUUCAAAUCAUUGUUUCCAAUUCAGAGUCAUCCAUAUCUUUCUGCCCACUUCGAUCACUUUUUGUGUGCAAAUUUAGCCCCUGGUCUGUGUGUGCACUGCUAUUCAAAAGAUGCCAGGAAGAUUGGGGUAGAUCACAGGGCCACCUUUAAUGUAGAUUGGACCAUGGGAAACCAUUUGCUUGAACCCUUGCUUGAACAGAAACACAUAGACAUACAAAUACACACACAAAAACACACAUACAUACAGGGCCGGUGCAAUGAUUUUUGGGCGAAGAUGAUUUUGGUGCCCCCCUCCAAAAGCAUCUUUACCUCUGUGCCUCUUAACCCGCCUUUUGUUUCUUAUCCCCUUUUUUAAAUGUCUUGCCCCCUUUAGUAUAUUGGAUCCCCUAUUUUUCCACCCUUGUGUCUUACACCUCCCUUGUGUAUCUCUUACAACCCCCCUUUGUGUGUCUCCUUCUCUCCCAGUCCCUUUGUUUUUUACUCCUACCAGCUCCAUUGUGUGUUUCUCUUUCACCACCAGCCUGUCUAUCUCCCCCAGACCCUCUGUGUCUCUUUUUCCUAUUCCCCAGCCCCACUGUGUCUCUUUCACCCCCAGCCCCUUUGAAUUUCCACCCACAGGCCCUUCUGUGUAUAACUUUCAUCCCCAGCCCCUCUGUGAACUUUCUCACCAACAGGCCCAUCUGUUUGUCUUUCUCCUCAAUCAGGCCCCUCUCUGUGCCACCCUCCCCUCCAUGUCCCUUAGUGUUCCUGUCUCCUUACCUCCAUGUCCCUUAGUGUUCCUGUCUUCUUACUUCCAUGUCCAUUAGUGUUCCUCUCCCCUCCCUUCCAUGUCCCUUAGUGUUCCUCUCUCCUUCCUUCCCUGUCCCUUAGUGUUGCUCUCCCUCUUACCUGUCUCUUAGUGCCCCCCAAUUUCCCUUAAUGUUCCUCCCACUCCCUUCUUAGUGUUCCUCUCCUUUCGCUUUUAGUGGUCCCCCUACCCCAGUGUUUCUUUUCCUCACCCCCAGUACCUUAGUGCCCCCCUUAAAGUUCCCCUCUCCCCCCUAGUGUUCCUCUCUCCUCCCUCUUUUUAGUGUUUUCCCCCAUCCUCCCCUCUCCCAUAGUGUUCUUUCCCACCUGCUCCCCUGUGCCAUAGAGUUCUCACCCCUCCCCUGUCCCAUAGUGUUCUUUUCUCCCCCCUCCCUUGUCCCAUAGUGUUCUUUUCUCCCCCUCCCCUGUCCCAUAGUGUUCUUUCCCCUUCUUUCCCAUCUCAUAGUGUUCCCCCCCGUAGUGUUCUUUCCCCCCUCCCCUGUCCCAUAGUGUUCUUUCCUCCCUCCCUCCUCUGUCCCAUAGUGUUCCUCUCCCCUCCCCCUUACCUGUCUCUUAGUGCCCCCCCAUUACCCUUAAUGUUUCUCCCACCCCCUCUUUGUGUUCCUCUCCCUUCUCUUUUAGUGGUCCCCCUACCCCAGUGAUCCUUUUCCCUUCCCACCCCUGUCCCUUAGUGCACCCCCACUUAAUGUUCCUCUCUCUCCCCCUCUAGUGUUCCUCCCCACUCCCUCUUUUUAAGUGUUCUUCCUCCCCUCCUCCCCUGUCCCAUAGUGUUCUUCCUCCCUCCUCCCCUGUCCCAUGGUGUUCUCCUCCCCAUCCCAUAGUGUUCUUUUCUCCCCCCUCCCCUGUCCCAUAGUGGUCUUUUCCCCCCUCCCCAUCCCAUAGUGUUCUUUCCCCUCCUCCCCGUCCCAUAGUGUUCUUCCCACCUUCCCUGUUCGAUAGUGUUCUUUCCUCCCCCUCACCCGUCCCAUGGUGUUCUUCCCCCCCUAUAGUGUUCUUCCCCUCUCCUCUGACCCAUAGUGUUCUUUCCCCCUCUCCCCUGUCCCAUAGUGUUCUACCCCCAUCCCCUGUCCCAUAGUGUUCUUUCCUCCCCUUCCCCUGUCCCAUAGUGUUCUUUCCUCCCCCCCUUCCCUGUCCUAUAGUGCUCUUUCCUCCCCCUCCUCGUCCCAUAGUGUGCUUUCCUCCCCCUCCCAGUCCCAUAGUAUUCUUUUUUCCCCUCCUCCCAUGUCCCAUAGUGUUCUUCCUUCCCACCAUCCCCCGUCCCAUAGUGUUUUUUCCUCCACCCCCUGUCCCAUAGUGUUUUUUCCCCCCAUCCACAGGUGUGUCUCCUACCUUUCUGGUAGCAUGGCCAGGGGGAGCAGACCGCGAUACAGGAGCUUCAGUUUCCUAUACCCGACCAGACUGACAGGAAGUGCUCUCUCAUUGAGCACUUCCUCUCAGUCUGGCCGGGUACAGGAAACAGAAGUUCCUGUACUGCGGUGCGCACUGCUCCGCUAGGCCACGCCACACUGAGUGACAGGUAGGAGGGAGCACUGUGCACCCACCUCCUGUCGGUCACUCCAAUCUAUCUCCCCCUAGGCCAGUGCGCCCUAACGUGGCCACUUGUGCCACCAUAUGGACGCGCAGGCCCUGCAUAUACAUACAGACAGAUACACACAGACACACAGACACAUGAAUAUACACAUACAGACAGAAAUACACACAGAAACACCGAGCCCCUUUGCAAUCGAGUGGCCCUAAGAGCAUGGGCCCUCUCAUCGCACACGUACCACGGCGGCCGACAGGCUCAAGGAACAGCUGCUUUGGGCCCCGUAUGAAUGACUGUGCCUGGGGCAGCUGCCCUUUUGCCCCGCGUUAAAGACAGCCCUGGUAGAUCAGCAUAUCAUUAAGCAUGUGGUUCAAUCAAGUCCCUAUAUCAGUGAUGUCUAUGAAAAAUAUUUGUGUAGUCCCAAGAGCAUCACAUGAAGUAUAGGCCACACGUAUUUACUGAAAUCCAAAAACAUGUGUCAAGGUUAAAGGAACAAUAUAACAUUAAAAAUAAAUAUAUUUUUUUGAAAGUUAGUGUGUUAAUACUGCCUCACUCUACCCUUCUCUGAUGAAGACAUAAGUAAUGAUGACUUUCGUCCAGUCUAGUCAUUUUAUCUAUAAGAAGCAUAUAGAGUGUUGAGUGUUGUGAAGUGAAAUUAAAUAGUACAUAAGACCACAGCAUCAUAGUGCCAUUUCUAGUGGCGGGUGUUGUUACUCUGCUGGCUAAGAAUUCCGCAGCAUUUGUAGGCAGGUACCCCUGAGAUCCUUAGCCAUCAGUCCAUCAUAACCUCCUAAACACUAACUAACUAACAUUUCCUUAAGCUCACCCGCUACAUUAUACCAGGUUAGUGUUUUUCUAAAGGGCACAUUUGUUGUGAUGUAAUGAUGAUAUAAUGCUACUGCUCUUCUAUGAACAUCCCAGUGUCACCAAACAACAUUGACAUUUAAAAUUCGCUGUGUUAGGGUGGUGGUUACUAUAUCCAAGAACCAAGCAAACUAGCACAAAAUUCAUUGACGGCAUUAUUUAAUAAAGCUCUAGCUCAAAUACCUAUUAUGGUUGCAAGUGACACAUAUAAUCUGCAUGCAUAAUAAUACAUUCUUGUGAUGGGUAUGUAUGUAAAAACAGUGGCUGCUGUAAGACGAGAUAUCAUUUACAUAAAACAUCCAACAUGUUUUAACAGAAUAUCUUACAUUUUUACUUCAUCAAACAUUAGUGAUUUCCAGAUUGAGAGUUGCAUUGGUUCCAGGUCCCUAAUAUGCUGUAAUUAAAUUUGUUUUUCCCUUUUUUCUUAAGGGAGCAGUACCUUGUGUCUGACCGUUCCUCCAUUGGUAGCUUGUCCAGUGCGAAUGCAGCUGGCCGCCUCCGCCACCAUUACUUAUCAGAAGAUCUGAGUCCAAGGGAAAUACAAGAGAAUACACUUUCACUUCAAGCAGGUAACACUAAAUGACACGGUGUACCAUUUACAUUCUAACUGGUGGAAGUUUCUUUAAAUAGGCUGGCCAAGUGUCCUGAAACUGGUUCCCAGGUUGGGCAGCCAUGGUUGGUUUGUUUGUACUGCUAAUUGCAAUGUAUUGUCACGCCAUAAGGAAGGGCAGUGCAUUUGGCUGUAUUCAAAUAAUCUUUACUUGAAAUUCCCAAUAAAAUGUUGGAAAAUUAUACAAAAAUUCAACAUAUCAGCAGUAACAAAUUACAGUUGCAAGAAAAAGUAUGUGUACCCUUUGGAAUGAUAUGGAUUUCUGCACAAAUUGGUCAUAAAAUGUGAUCUGAUCAUCAUCUAAGUCACAACAAUAGACAAUCACAGUCUGCUUAAACUAAUAACACACAAAGAAUGAAAUGUUGCCAUGUUUUUAUUGAACACACCAUGUAAACAUUCACAGUGCAGGUGGAAAAAGUAUGUGAACCCCUAGACUAAUGAGAUCUCCAAGAGCUAAUUGGAGUGAGAUGUCAGCCAACUUGAGUCCAAUCAAUGAGAUGAGAUUGGAGGUGUUGGUUACAGCUGCCCUAUAAAAAACACACACCAGUUCUGGGUUUGCUUUUCACAAGAAGCAUUGCCUGAUGUGAAUGAUGCCUCGCACAAAAGAGCUCUCAGAAGACCUACGAUUAAGAAUUUUUGACUUGCAUAAAGCUGGAAAGGGUUAUAAAAGUAUCUCCAAAAGCCUUGCUAUUCAUCAGUCCACGAUAAGACAAAUUGUCUAUAAAUGGAGAAAGUUCAGCACUGCUGCUACUCUCCCUAGGAGUGGCCGUCCUGUAAAGAUGACUGCAAGAGCACAGCGCAGACUGCUCAAUGAGGUGAAGAAGAAUCCUAGAGUGUCAGCUAAAGACUUACAGAAGUCACUGGCAAAUGCUAACAUCCCUGUUAGCGAAUCUACAAUACGUAAAACACUAAACAAGAAUGGAUUUCAUGGGAGGAUACCACAGAGGAAGCCACUGCUGUCCAAACAAAACAUUGCUGCAUGUUUACAGUUUGCACAAGAGCACCUGGAUGUUCCACAGCAGUACUGGCAAAAUAUUCUGUGGACAGAUGAAACCAAAGUUGAGUUGUUUGGAAGAAACACACAACACUAUGUGUGGCGAAAAAAAGGCACAGCACACCAACAUCAAAACCUCAUCCUAACUGUGAAGUAUGGUGGUGGGGGCAUCAUGGUUUGGGGCUGCUUUGCUGCGUCAGGGCUUGGACGGAUUGCUAUCAAUGAAGGAAAAAUGAAUUCCCAAGUUUAUCAAGACAUUUUGCAGGAGAACUUAAGGCCAUCUCUCUACCAGCUGAAGCUCAACAGAAGAUGGGUGUUGCAACAGGACAAUGACCCAAAGCAUAGAAGUAAAUCAACAACAGAGUGGCUUAAUGGCUUAAACAGAAGAAAAUGCGCCUUCUGAAGUGGCCCAGUCAGAGUCCUGACCUCAACCCGAUUGAGAUGCUGUGGCAUUAACCUCAAGAAAGCGAUUCACACCAGACAUCCCAAGAAUAUUGCUGAACUGAAACAGUUCUGUAAAGAGGAAUGGUCAAGAAUUACUCCUGACCGUUGUGCACGUCUGAUCUGCAACUACAGGAAAUGUUUGGUUGAAGUUAUUGCUGCCAAAGGAGGUUCAACCAGUUAUUAAAUCCAAGGGUUCACAUACUUUUUCCACCGGCACUGUGAAUGUUUACAUGGUGUGUUCAAUAAAAACAUGGCAACAUUUCAUUCUUUGUGUGUUAUUAGUUUAAGCAGACUGUGAUUGUCUAUUGUUGUGAUUUGAUGAUCAGAUCACAUUUUAUGACCAAUUUGUGCAGAAAUUCAUAUAAUUCCAAAGGAUUCACAUACUUUUUCUUGCAACUGUAUAAAAAUACUUACUGAACACAGAUGAAAAGAAACAUACCAUAUGUUUAGUAGAACUUGACUAUAGAUGCUUUUCAAACAGCUUAUAUACUGCUAUUUCUCAAUGACAGUCUACUUACCAUCCAAUGAGUGAAAAUGUUUGUUCUAAAAAUGUAAGCUAAGAAAAAUGCACGUUAUGUACAAAGUAAAUAAUGAGAUUAUUUUGGUUUCAAACUAUGUCCUGCUCAUUUUCCAAAACAUUAUAUGAUGGAAAUCUUUCCAUAGUAUUUUUAAUAUCAAGUAAGUUUAGUACAAGAGUGUGAUGUAGUAUCUUAGGGAUAUUUUAGGUAUAAACUAAUUAGAAUCUGUAGAUAUGUAAAUAAACAAAAUAUUCUGUGAUGUACAGUAUUUAUUGCUCACAAUUUAUUGCUUUUCAUUUUGCUUUUGUAUACAUUGAAACUCAAUAUUGGUGACAUGUUAUCCAAGCUAUAUACAUGACAAUGUUAAAUUAUGAAAACUAUAAUAGUUUACAAUACAAUUUCCAGAAAUUCUUCCCCAAACCCAAACAACCAUUGUAGAAAUUUAAUUUGGGAUUUCAGUAUAGGAAUAAUAUAUGACUGCUUUAGCUACUCGUAAAGUUUUCACUUUUUAAUAGAUCUAGCAAAAAUUAAGAUAUAUAUUUUCAUUGACAAUUUUCAUAUGCAGUCUGAAGUCAUUAAUAAACAAAAAUAUACCUUGCAAAGUGUUAUAUUAAAGUGUUUAUUUUCUUUUCAGCCUGCUGCGCAGCUCUUACUGAACUUGUACUAAAUGACACAACUGCUUACCAUGUAGUACAGGUAUAUUAAACAUUCACAUACAAUCAUAUUUCCAUUCAGUAAAAUCAAUUACAAUUAAAUGCCCUUUUAGUAGAAUGUAUGAGGUUUUCAGAGCAGUACAUAAAUUUGAUACCACAAUGUACUUGUCAAAAUAUAUAAAGACCAACUGAAUUAAAAUCUAUGCAAAUUAUGAAUAUAAAGAUAUUAAUUGGGUGAUAUUUAAAAUCUAUGCCCCUGCCCUGGUAUUGGCAGGGGCCUUAAUUUUUUUAUAAAAUAGGGAGUGAGGACCCUGGUGGGAACCCUAUUUAACGAUAAAAUAGGGGGUGGACAUAACAUUGUCCACCCGCCUACCACCACAAUAAUAAUAAUGCUCAGUCACUACUUUUAAAUCUUUAGUAGAUAUGCAUCCACCUACCUCUAUUAUUGUAAUAUGGGGAUCUUGUUGACCACCAUGAUAUUUAUUUAUUUAAUUUUAUCAUUAUUAUUGUACUUUUUUUUUUUUUACUUUUUACAUGUGGCGGCAGGCAAGGAAGCGCUGGCCAGCAGCCAGAUAAUUAACCGUCGCACUGCUGAGGGUUUUUAACUAUUUGCCUGCUGGCUGCGCAAAUGAUCAAUUCACUUGCAAAAAUCAAGUGAAUGAUAAUUUGCAAACAUACAUCCUGCUGGAUGCCUUCUGUUUAUCAUCGAUUGUCCACUAUGUGAUUGGCGGUAGAUUUGUUUCUAUGCAAAAAUGACUAACUGACUGCAUUUGGCUUUAGUAAAUCUGAGAAAUGCCAAUGCGGAAGGAAUUUGGCCGAUUUUACUGGAUUUUGUCCAUUCUAAUAAAAUCUGAUGUUUAGUGAAUAACUCUUUUGCUUAUUGCAAGUGAACUGAUUUGAAGAAAAUAGUUCUAUACGCAUUAUAAGCACUACAUUAAGCUGUAUUGGUUCUGGUGUCUAUGAUGUCCAUUUAAACUGACCUUAUUUCAUAAGCAGGAUACACAAUAACCUGACUGUAUUUUUGUGUUAGUGGGAAAUUUUGUCAUAAAAUUUAAACAUUUAUUUUUCAUUUUGUUGUGCAGGAAAAUGGCGUUUACAUUAUCGGAAAGUUGAUUUUACCAAGUAAACAAAAUGAUUGCAUUAGAAGUAAAGCCUCUUCUCUACAGGUAGCGGUUUCUAUUCAACUGCGUAGAUUCAAGGAUGUUUUUUUUCCCAUAAUUUUAAAAAAGCAAAAAAUCUUUAAAUUGCACAGCUGGUUAACAUACUGAUUAAUACUGGAAAUCUGGAAAUGUAUUUAUGCUUCAAGGUCUGAUUGCAGCACUUACCCAGUCAUUCCUUUUAUUUUAUUUUUGCUGUGUUUUACAAGUUUAUACGGACUGUUUGUUCUGUAAUGUUAAUUAAAUUGUUGAUUAAAUUGUAAAUUCUGAAAACAACUCUCAAAUUCAAAAUACAAGAAUAAUGGCAUUAAUUUAACUACUACAUUGCAGUGUCCCAUAUUUGACAAUAAUUGAUGUGAGUGCACUUAGUGGAGUAAUAUUAGUAGAAAAUGUAAAGAGAAUCAUGGCCGCCAGAUUCGGUUGUCAAACUGUCAACACAUUUUGCGGCUUCACUUUUAAUUUGUAUGCGCUUUAUAAAUACCACUACUACUAAUAAUAAUAAAUUAGAAGGAUGCUCACGGAGGCAAUAAGAAUCCUCUGAUUGAUAUAUUCCCAGGCUGAAGUUCUGUGUUGGGGAAAAGAGAGGAGGGCUUGCAAAGGUCUGUAGUUAUUGCAAGUUGUUCUUUCACAUACCCCAGAGAAAACAUACAGAAAAAAAUUCUCAAUAUAUCUACUAAAUAGUUGAAGAAAUAAAAAUGAAGGUUCCUUUAAUAAGUUAUUAACAAUUCUGUAUCUGUUUAAUUUUACAGUGUUAUGCUUUCAGAGCAUUACGAUUUAUUUUUAGCAUGGAACGGAACAGAGAUGUUUUCAAAAGGUAAAGUUACACUUUGUAGUCGAUUAUUCAAAAUAGUACAUUAAAGAAUAAAUUUUUGUUGUCUUACUCGCUGUGUCACUGAAACAUUUCUCCUUACUUUUGCAAUUCACUUUUGAAUGUUCCCAAUUCUUAGUGAGCAAAUCUUAAAGUAAUUUGUAAAGUAGUUUAUGUAUAUAUGUUACAUCAUGGAGUUUAGUUCUAGAGUGUUAAAAAUGGGGCAUUGCCAAAAUGCUAUUCAUUAACCGUCAUAACACGUCUGUGAAAUAGUAAAUGUUUCUGACGGAAGCCAAAUCACCCCAUAGCAAACCACAACAAUUGUAAAACUACAUUAAUUACUAACGGGUGCUGCCGUUUCAAAAAAGUUGUGGGUGUAAAAAAGCCAGAUUUUUGGCAUAACUGCUACAUCUAAAUGCAAAAUUUUAGAAAAUUAAAUCUGAAUUGCCAAACUGAAGAUUAAAUAGCCAAGUUAUGGAAGAGAUCAGUUUGAGAUUUUUUUCAGAGCUAUUCUUGACUAAAUUUUGCAAUUCAGAAGGAAUUUGCAGAAAUUCUGAGUGUAGUGAAUAAACCUACAAGUGACACUGGGUGUAUCAUCUCAUUGGGUGGGCUUCUCUAUAGAAAUGAAACCUUUCCCUCGAUGUAGUAGAUUGAAGGAUAAUUUAUUUUAGGUAUUUUGGAGGAUGGCUCUUAGCUAUUAGGACCAAAGAACACCCGUAGAUUUUGUGCUAAACCAAUAAGGGUCAGAUGAUGUGCAGUCCUCCAAUGAUAAUCUAAUAAAGGCCAGGGGAUUCCCAAUUUCCUGGUCCUAAAAUUUAAAGAAAUCUCCCACCCUCCAUGACUAGUUGGCCCCAGGCCCCAAUUCUCAUGUAAAUAUAAAAGUCCAGAUUAUUUGGCUAUUCUAUUUUAACCAUGUAUAAGCUUUUAAUAUUUUAGUUAAAUUAACACUCUGGGCACCAUAAAAACCUAAUCAGAAUUAAGUUUUUACUGGAGUUAAACUGUUAACAAAUGGCCACACAACUUCUAUUGCAGUUUGAUGCUUCAAAUGGGAAGCUUUAGGCAGGGGUACUUAGAGCGUCAGCCUAUUCACAAAACAGAGAGAGAAAAAUACAUACUUUUCAAUCUGAUUAAUUUGUUAUGGAGUGUCCCUUUAAUUUAACAGAUCCAAAUAUGCAUUAUGUAGAAUUAUCCUUAGAUUUAUCUAUAGAAGACCAGAGUGUUUUUUUGCUAGUGUUUACUUUAGAUCAAAACUCAAACUAUUAUCUCCUAUUAUCUCCUAAGUCCCAGCAAGGUAGUUUGACCUGAUGACUAUCUUGAUACCUUGGCAUCAUUAUUAUUAGCAGUCAUGGCAAGCCUAGUUUCUUCAGAAUAGAAAAACGAAGAAAAACAUGCACUAAAGCUGAAAUGGUGUAUGUCUAUACGUAGGAUAUUCAUGGUGUCAAAUUGAUUUGUCAGGAUCAAUGGUAUUCUUAUCAGUACAGGUGUUUUUGGUACAUGUAAAAACAAACAAAACACAGAUCACAAGUUAAAGUUAUACUGUUAAAAUACAGGAUACACACCUUAAAAUUUACUAAAACUUUUAUUUAUUUUUUUCUUACUUCUUAUGACUCCCACAUUUUAAAAAUAUGUUUUUGUUAUACAGAACAUUUUAAUAAAUUCCUUUAUUUGAUUUUUUUUUUUUUUUUUUUUUUAUUUAAGGUUUUUUCCUCCAGACCUUUUUGAGAUGUUUAUUGAUAUUGGACAUUACAUCCGAGAUAUCAACUGUUAUGAAGAACUAGUGUCUAAAUUAAAUGCACUGCCUGUAAGUAGCCUACUUGAUAUGCUGCAUGUUGUGCCGUAAGAAAAUAGACAAUUUUAAUUUAAUUCAUACUAUACUAUACUAUACUAUACUAUCUAAAAUACAACACAAAUUUAUAUAUUGGCUGUAAAAUUUAAAAAAAUGGCUGCUUAACUCAUGGGGUGUGUUUAAAUUAUGGGUUUUAAAAUCCUUGAUAUUUGCAAUCAUGCUGUGUUAACAUAAAAAAAAAUAACAAAACAGAAAUAUUAUGAUUUUUAGUAAAAGGUGGAUGCCUUCUAUUAAUUUGCUCAUUUCUUAUCUCUGAAUGUUGGAACUUUUUUAGACAAGUCAGUAUCUUUGUAAAACCACUAUCCAGCUCAUGUACAGUGGUGUAUCCUGGUUUUGUGCUGCCCUAGGCAGGACAAAACUCAGCAUUCCCCCUCCCCCCCGCACCACCCCCACCCAACCCUUCCCCCCACCCCGCCUUCUAAAUACACACACACAUACAAACACACAUUCACUGACAGAUACGCAUACACUAGCUAACAGAAACACACACUCGCUAACAGAAGCACACACUCGCUAACAGAAACACACACACACUAACAGACACACUCGCUAACAGACAAACACACACUCACUAAUAGACACACACUAACAGACACACACUCACUCACUAGCAGACACACACACUCACUGACACACACACUCACAGGCAAACACACUCACACUAACAGACACACACACACACACACACACACAGUCUGACACACACGUACACACUAACAGACACACACUCACUCACUCACUAGCAGACACACACACAAACACACACACACACUCACUAACAGACACACACACUCACAGGCAAACACACACUCACUAACCACACACAGACACACACUAGCAGACACACACACACUCACUGACACACACUCACAGGCAACACACACACACACACACACACACACACACACACACACACACACACACACACACACACACACACACACACACACACACACAGGCAGACACACACACUAACAGACACACACUGUCAGACACACACACACACACUAACAGACACACACUCACUCACUAGCAGACACACACUAGCAGACACACACACACUCACUAACAGACACACACACUCACAGGCAAACACCCUCACACUAACAGACACACACACACAGAGUCAAACACACACACACACACUAACAGACACACACUAACAGACACACACACACAUUAACAUACACACACUAAAAGACACACUCACACUCACUAAUAGACACACACACACACUAACAGACACACACACACACACUAACAGACAUACACACACACUCACUCACUCACAUUAACACAUUUUUUUUAAUUUAACCUCCCCAGCCUCCUUACCCUUGGGAAUGCUGGGGUGGGUUCUCUUUCUCCCUGGGGGUCCAGUGGCUGCUAGGCAUGCGGGCUGCUAGGCGGCUGGCGAGGGAGCACUUCCCCUGAGCACUCUGCUCAGCUCCCUCGCGCGUUGCAGAGUGAAGCUGGGAGCCGGAAUAUGAUGUCAUAUUCCGGCUCCCAGCCUCACUCUGCGGCGCGCGAGGGAGCUGAGCAGACAGCUCAGAGGAAGAGCUCCCUCGCCAGCCGCCCGCCUGCCAGCGCCGCCCGCCCAGCCCAGCAUGUCAGUUAGCCGCAAGGCUAACAAGACAUUUGCCCUGGGCAUUUGGGGGCGGCGUUUUUUGUCGCCCCCUGGAAAAUGCCGCCCAAGGCAAAUGCCUUGUUUGCCUCAUGGCUAAAACGUCUCUCCUCAUGUAUCAAUGUGCAACAUUUUAGAAAAAAUACAUGACCCGUAAUAUGCAUCACUUUGUACAGGUACAAUUAAACUAUUCUCUUUAUAUUGAUUAAUAGUUUUUAUAUGUAUAUAUUCUAAUUUUUAUGUCCUGAGGAAAGUUCACAAUUGUGGACUGAAACGUCGACCAUUUGACAAGUUGGAUUAAAAGUCUUUUUUUUUUUGAUAUUGAAGUCCUCGAGGGCUAGCCUUCUAUUUGGAUGUUAUAUAUUGUAAUAAGUAGAAAAAAAAACCACUGUAGUGAGCAAGAAAUUAAGUUGUUUAAAGUGAACCUUAUUAUUAUUAUUAUUACAUUAUGGAAUUUAACUUAUCUUAAAUCGCUCCCAUAAAAGUUGAAUGCACCAUAUAUCACAAAGGUACAUGGUGUAUUCAGUGUAAAAUAUAAAAAAAUUAUUCACUUUCCCUAUGUUCCAGUGCCGCCAUCUCAAUGCUUUGUGGGUGCUACUCUCCAGAUCCACAUUCUCUGUUUCUCCUAUGCUCCGCUUCUGUUCUUGCAUCCCCAAGCAGGGCAAAUCUAAUAAGUGACGUCAGCACACUGGCUUCAUUGCCAGAGUGCUGACAUUGGAAUGGAGUAACGUCUCUCUCUUUCUCUACUUUCAUAGCUACUGCAGCAUAUUCACUGUAGUUGCUAUGGGAGGAGAGCAGAGGGAUCUCCUGUGGGAGGUAUUUUAUGCUGUCCCUUGUAGGUCAAUACCUCUGGACGCCAAAACGGCUACCAUAAUGUAUCGAUAAAAUCUUAUGCUCAAUCAAAUGCGCAUAAGUUGUUUGGGGCACGACAGGUGCCUUUUAAGAAUGGUUUAACAACUUACCAAGGAUGCACAUGUUGCCAGCCGCCACCUCCUCUGAGCUUCUGUUAGCUAUACUGACCAGAGGCUGGUUUAUUGUCUGUUAGCAUUACCUGAGUAUUUACUGCCAAUGAGCACUCCCAGGCACCACCAGGCUUAGCUCAGUGCAGGACCUAAAGUAAGUUGUCAAACCAAUUUUAAACUAUUUAACUACUUACACUGGAUAACCACUACAGCAUUUAACAAACCAUUAUUAAAUUUUUUAUGUAUUCUAGCAAUAUCUUGGAUGGCAAAGAAAUAUUUGCUGUACUUUAGUUUUCGUUGUGUAUUUGCAUCUGGCAAUUGAAUUAUUUGUUUGUUUUAACAAUGAGAGAUAACCAAUAUAAUAUAUUAUAAUUUUCAGGAAGAUGAGCUAAAACAGAUUGCUGAUAAUAUAGAAGGAAUCAAUCAGAAUAAAUCACCUACAAAAUUUAUUGGAAACUAUGCUAUUUUAGAUCACCUUGGGAGUGGAGCUUUUGGAAGUGUAUACAAGGUGAGCUUUGCUUUUCUAGCAUUUCUAAAGGCUCACUAAAGGUUGUUUAUCUUAUCUGUUCUUAAUGUUCUAGAAAAAAAAUAUCUUAUAACAUUCCUACCUUGUUCCACAAUGUUUAUGUUAUGAACUUAAAGAUGAAGCGAAUAAAAGUCAUGUUAUAUUUUCCACUUUGUUGUGUGCUUACUCUACAUUAUUUUUUCUAUUUUCCAUUCUUUUAACCUUUUUGUGAGCCAUUAUAACUUAAAGAAAUCAUAGACAAGGGAAAGCUCUAAAGUUUUGUUCUUAGGGGAUGGUAGAGAUAGGUUAGGUUAAGGCACUUCGACGUACAAAAUUCUUGGAUUCUCGACAUGAGAUACAAGUAAAGAGAGUUAUUAUUGCAUAACAAUAUUAAAACAGGCUUUUGAAUUGAAAAUAGGCUAAUGGGUAUUAGAGAAUUAGAGAUAAUGAAGUAAUAGAAAAAAGAGGAAAUCGAAAAAGCGAAAUGGGGAAAAUGAUUGAAGAAAGAAGGGAAAAAGAAAAAAGUGAGAAGGAAUAGAAAUUGAAUUGGCCGUUGAAAAGUUUUCAAAGGCUUUAGAAAAAAAAAAGGAGCAGACUGGUGUGAGGACGUGAACAAAGGUGGAAAGUUAGGUAACUGAAAGAAGAAGGAAAAUGUUGUAAAUGAGAUAAAAAAGGCAUAUUUAUAUUUUAAAGAAUCCCUGGGGAAAGAGAGCUGUGCCGUGAUGAUGACAGGGAAAGGGAAACUUGCGAUAACGGAGAUUGGUAAAAGAAGAAUAAAGAAAAGAAAGAAAACUAUUAAACAAAGAACACAAAAGACUGCAGACAACAGAGGUGGCUAAGGCAAGGCAAGGUGGGGAUAUAACAGGGAGAAGACAUUAGAAGUAAAAUGGAAAACAAGUUAGAACGGCAGAAUGAAAGGUUUAGGCUCAGAAGGGUAACAGUAGUAGACCAAAAGGGUGAUGAUACACAUAGGAUGAUAAUACACAUUAGAAAGCAACAAAGCCUUGCGUGGGGGCACACAAGGUGAAAUAAGUUAGAGAAUAUUUUUUUUUCAGCAGUCUUUAGGAGAGCCAAAUGGGUUAAAGGCUAAAUAUUUACUAAAGUCUUAGCAUAUUUAAGUAUUUAGUUGUAGAAUACCUUGUAUGUUGUGUGAUAUUCAUUACUUUUCAUUUCCUCAUCUAUUAUUACAACUUGGUAAUUUUGCUUAAAUAUUGCACUUUGGUUUUUCAAUGCAUUAAAAAUGAAUAAUUAGUGGAUAGUUCUCAGCGUGUACAGUAGCAUUAUAGCGUGUGGCCUAAUUCUUGUGAGCCAUGAAGACAAAACACGUAACCAUGCACACUUCUAAGAGUGAUCCUGACUGUGAAUGGGUGUCGUGCAUUGUGAGGUCAUCCUUCUACUGUAUGAUGUCACUGCUACAGAAAAAAAAGUCAUAAACAUAGCGAUUAUUAUGCAGGAUCCCGUAGAACUUGGUGACUCACAUACUACUGAUCAUGACAGAGAUAUCUCAGAAAAGUGUAUUUUAAGAAAGUCUGAAGCUAAUGUGCUUUUGCAUAGAAUAAUACAAGAUGCGUCCUUUUUUCUUAUCUCGUUUUUUCUAAUAAAUCCUUUUGUGCAGGUCAGAAAACGCAGCGGACAAAUUCUCUUUGCAAUGAAGGAGAUUAAUUUACACAAUCCGGCUUUUGGAAAAGACAAAAAAGACCGUGAUAACAAUGCAGAGAACAUUGUUUCUGAGCUGUCAAUAAUCAAGGAACAAGUAAGUUUGUCUUUAUACUAAUAUUUUCAUUUUAUUUUAAUAUCCUUUCUUACAUGCUGAAUAACAAUAUUUAAAUAUUGUUUGAAUAUUUUUUAUUGAAAUACACUCCUUCAUUUUCUUUAAUUCUUAAGUAAAAGCUGCUAAAGUUUCUCAUAUAAUGGAGCUAGCUACCUUUAUUUAAAUGUAAAUUAGAUGUAAUGGCAAAAACAGUAUCUCAACAGUAAACAACAUAAUGUGGGCUGUUGUAGAGAGGAUGCUGAAUAUUGUGUGUGUGUGUGUUAAGAACCACAGAAGAACCACAGAAGAACCACUGACAUGCCAUGGGUAACCACAUUUGAGUCUCAAUGGGGGACUGUGUGGGUGCAGGGUGGGCCAUUGGUAGCAUAAUGCUGAAGGGUGGCUGAGACUGCAACAGUGGACAAAUAAGUUGCACAACACAGUUACCAUGCUCCCAACCUCCCUCCGUAUUAUUUGCCUAAAGUGCCCAUCAACCCUCCAACUUGCUUUCAACACUGGCAGUACCUUACCCAUCCACCCUGCAACCUUUUUUUUCAUUACAAUAUUCAACAAUGUAAAACAUGCCAUUCCUUUCACAACUUGGUAAUGCUGACUCAUGACUGCAUUAAAUCCAGCCAAAGAUGCAAUGUCAACAGUAAUUUACCAUGCCACAUUGAUAUUUGAUUUUUAAAUAUUAAAUUCUAUGAUCUAUCAAACUCUUCCUUCCUAUGUUUAAUUUAGUCUAUACUGUAUGCUUUUUUGCAGCUGUGCCACCCAAAUAUAGUGCGGUACUAUAGAACGUUUUUAGAAAGUAAGUAUCAUCUAGUCUAGUAUGUAAUUAAGGUUAUGUGUAAUCAUACUUGUAAAAUAAUGUCGACAAUACCUGUUCUAAAAUUUUCUUUUACUAAACACUUUAAACGCUGGAGAUUACUGAAAGACCAUCUACGGUUGUUGGUAUCUUCAUACAGAGAUUAUUACCUUAGCAACUGUACAGUUUGUUGUGUCAAAUUUAAUUUAUGCUAAGCUUAAAGUACUGUAAUAAGCUACAGAUAAGUAAUUGGAGUGAUAUAAAUAGAUGUUACUUUGCUGAUAAACAGGAAGAAGAUGUCCUACUGACUAAAGGAACCUCUGUAGAACCUCGAAAAUAUAUUGUUCACAGUUGCAGACUUCCUAUUGCAUCAGCAAACCUUGAGAAAAAAUGUCUUGGAAUAAACUUGUUAGCGAUGGUCUGAAUAUUACAGAAAAAUAAUGUUUCUUUAUUGUGGUUACCAUAGAUGACAAUCUAUAUGUUGUUAUGGAACUCAUUGAAGGAGCUCCUCUUGGAGAGCACUUUAAAUCUCUGAAGGAGAAGAAACAGUAUUUUAUAGAAGAACGGCUUUGGAACAUAUUCAUACAGGUGAAAAUAAUAUAAAAAUUUGUUAAAACUUAAUAUUUUACUUAUUAACACACACACACAAACACACACGUGAGGCUUUUGAGAUGUGCAAUUGAAGUAGGCUCAUUCAUGAAAAAAUAUUAAGUAAUGUACUUGGCAAACUAGUAGAAUUGAUGUGCAUAUGGGCAGCUACUGUGUUGGCUCACUAAUAGACAGCUAUUAGAGAGCUUAAUCAAGUCACCAAAGACUUUUACAAGCAAUCAAAUCGAUGUAUGGUCUAGACAAGCAUAGAUUGUCUUGUGACAGCACGUAAUGGAGAGUGGGUGGGUGUAUAGCUGCGGUGAUCAGUUCAUGAUCAAUAGUCUAUCUUAAAGAGAAGAUUUUGUUAGGCCUAAACACAUCAGUUUACAAGGUAAAUUGUAGCCAUUUUAAAAAUGAAGCAAUACCCAAACAUUUACUUACUAGAUUGUAUAGACAAAGCAUUCGAGCAGGCAAAAAAUUUAAUUAUAAACUUAAAAUGAGAAUAAAAAGAUAUUCACCUUCAAAUAUCUUGAAGCUGCACAGCUAAAAGACGAUGUUUGCAGCUAUAAGAUAACCCCUCCCUUACCUAGAAGAGAUUUUAUCCUAUAAAUCCCUGUCCAUUGAUGCUUUAUGGAAUAAAUAUUUUAUUUCCCAGUAACAGUUCACAUUAGUUGAGCGAAACUGGUUAAUGCACUGAUAACCAGGCAUCUGCUAUCAGUUUAUACACAGUCUGGUUAACAGUUUUUAAACUGGACUGUGCCACAAGAGGUCUUGAUCACAAGAGCUCCAGACCACACACGCACUUGGCCUCAUCUUGUCUCUCUGGAGAGGACAGAGUCAUUUUUCCUGCUUGUAUUUGUGGUGCGUGUAUGACACACAGACACGACAAACAAAUUUAACAUGGCAAAAGACGAACUGCAAAGUCUCUUUAUUCUGGAAAACCCAAGACAUUUUCCAGAUGCUUUUCAAGCUUUCAUGACUAGUAGACUAGUAGACUGGGAUUCGCCCAAAUUUCGGACAAUCAGCGGAUUAUCCAAAUUCCAUAACUCUGAAGCAUGAAGCACCACAUGGAUAAAUAAUUAACAAAUAAUCUGACAGUGGAUGUGCAUGUUUGUCUGUUUUUGUAAUUUCCAUCCAUGGUGCCAAAAAAACAGGUAUUAGAUGGGAAUAAAGAUGAUUGAAGGCCACUAAAUUGAUUUCAUUCACAGAUCAAGCGACAAGCGACCAAUAGUCGGAGGAGCAGUGAAAUAAAUACAGAUUUUUUUACUGCUCAACUCUAUUUUUCCCUCUUUUACUUACUUUUUCUCACUUGAUCUGUGACCCAAUUAGAACUAAAAUGCACCUAUCAAUGUACUGUGAAAUACAUACAUACUAUUUAUAUUUUGCAGCACUCUGAUUUGCCCAACUUUUUGGUUCAUCUGAUCAUUUUCCCAAAUAUUUUGCGUGGACAAAAUUUGAAUUAGACAAAAUGUCACAGGGGCAAAUAUCAGACUACCCGAAUACAUUUUUGCACCAUGCACAAGUUUGUUUAUUGAACACUAUUUUGCAAAAGCAAGAUUUUUCAUGUUAUGUAAUUCUAAGAUGAACAAAAUGUGAUUGUCAAUUACCAGUUAUGGGAAAUUAUAUUUAUGCACUAAUUAUAUGUACUUCCUCUUAACUUUCGUUUUGGGAAAUAAGGCCAUCCUGAAACAGUCACACAGAGAUGUGUUUAAAAGUCAUGUUUUAAAAACAUGCUCACAUUCACAUUUUACAAUACAUUCUUCUAUCGUCUAAUCUGGAUUAAAGGGAAACUUGCUGCUCUGGAAAUCUCAUCAUCAAAGGAAAACUUCAAUGUUAGAAAAUAAAAUACAAUUUCUUCCAGCUUUGGAAGGUUUAUUUUAAAUUUAAAUUCAGCCCUCCCUCAAGUUUCCUAAAAAAAAGAAGUUACCUAUAAUGCAGUGAGAAUACUACCUUUUCUCAGCAUCUUUGCUCCACCACCCAUAGAAAAGCAUUGGGAUGCUGACAGCAUACACAGCAAAUGCCACGAUCAGCCAGUAAUGCUUCUCGUACAGAAGCAUUAAAUCCAUUGCUGCUUUAUGAGAAGCCCUCCCUUCUGCCUUGAGCACUCAAGGUGAAUGAGGACGGGAAUGAUCAUUACUAUCAUGGUGAUAGCCAAUAAAAAUCAGACUUGGUGACAGCCAAUGGAUGUUACCAAGAUGGUUUAUAAAACUGCCAAUUUUUUUCAUGAUAUUUAAAAUUUUAUACCAUUAGACAAAGGGCACAGACAGACAGCCGUUAAAGCACUUUAGCAAGCUGAGGUGCUUUAUGAGCUUGGUGUUUCUUUAAAUAAGACAUUGAACAUCUCCUAUACCCUCAAUACUUUGUGUUAAAGCAGCUAUGUCAAUUUCAUUGAUGUUCCUAUAUGUAGGUAGUGGAAGUGCACUCAACCCUUCAUCCUGGAAUCCUGGGUGCUGAACUGGAUAAGUUUCUAUAUUCAAAACUAUAUAUUUUGUUAUUUUUAUUGAUGUUCCAACACAAUCCAAAGAUUCUGUCAGACAAAGUAUGGAGUACUUUAUCUUACAGUCAUGCCUGAGGUUGACAAAAUGCGCAGAUCCUCUGUCAACUUUAGUCCAAUCCCAGCAGCUACCACUAGUUAGUUUCACUCAUUGUUUCACUCAUUGUGAGACAUGAUAUAUGGAGGCUCACACAGGAUCCCCCAUAGAGCUCAGUGUUGUAUGCUUGUGCAUUAACAAGCGUACAGCGCUGGCACAGCUCCUGGCAGAUAAAGUGCCAGGAACCAAGGAGAGUCUCCAGGACCAAGAUGGCAGUGUUCAAAGGACAGCUUCAGGCAGGUAAAAACUAAGUUUGACUGCACCCUACAUCCACUGAACCCUAACUGAAAAUGUCGCCAAGGGGAGUCUUUUUAUUUUUUACACAUUUUUUAAAAAUCUAUUAAAUUUAUAUUAAACAUUUAGCAAAUUAUAACACAAUGCAUUUCAGUCCAGGCACUUUGGGUGCGCACAAUGCAAAUGAGGAGGAGAAAUACAAACUUUUCUCCUUUUUGUCUCUAUGCUGACUGCAAGGGCAGAGCUUAUAACCAGGUCUGAAAAGAAGCUAAGAUGGAGGUGCCCACUUGCAGGGUGAAUAUGUGAGGAUGGAUACAUUUAAUUUUAGUUUUCAGACAUCACAAAUACAUAUUUGUUAUUUAUAGGGAUAUGUAAACAUAAUAUAAAAAAUUCCAAGAAGUACCACAUUGGAAAAUUUAGCCCAAAAUAGCCAGGCUGGGGCCAGUGCUCUUGACAGCUCUAUGUUUUAUCUGUCCUCCUUAUGUACUGGUCACAUACACACAUAGACAAGCAACCACACAUGGAGUCACAUAUAAACACAAACUGACAGUUAAAAACAGAGUCAAAUACAUGCAUAAAUACACACAGUCACAUACAUACAUACAUACAUACAUACAUAACACACAGUCACACAUACACAGUCAUUCACAUAGAUGCACACAUACACACAGUUAUGUACAUGGACAUGGUCAUACAUAUAUACAUGCACAUAGAGUCACAUGCAUAGACAGAUACCAUUACAUACAACUAUUUAGAUAUAUACACACACAUUUACAUGCAAAACCCUCUUUACUGCUGCCCUUGCUUAAUGGCCUACACUAAAAUAUGUGCUUGGCUGUGAGUAAAGAUGGGUUACAGAUUUUUUCCAUAUCUGCUAUAGCCUAAAUUUUGCAUUUGGGGUUUCAUUUUGUUCCUUUUGACAGAAUAAAAAAACUAAUAAUUAAAAAAACAUAAUGUUGAAACAGUUAUUUUAAGAAUGUGUUUUAAGAUAGAACCAAUGUAUUUAUUUCUGCUAAAGUGCAAAAUGUAAAAUGGUGGUGAGAGCACUCAAAACAUGCAUGUACGAUAUACAUGUACCAGUGGUACAUAUAAAGGACAUUUUACCUGUAUUCAAUACUAUUUUUAAUUUUAUGUAGUAUUUUAAUAAUAAAAUCAGUUUGGAUUUGAUUCUGCAUCCUGGAGUGAUUUUGGAGAGCAUUUCCAGCGCGGAUCUAUCAAGUUUGAUACAGGACGUCCAAAAUUGA
Molecule: messenger RNA, 36067 nt
Organism: Pelobates cultripes (western spadefoot toad)
Lineage: Eukaryota; Metazoa; Chordata; Amphibia; Anura; Pelobatidae
Source: the annotation of a GenBank genome assembly